AUGAAAUACGCAGACGCUGUACCAGAUAUGCGGUACGAUUCCGAAGCCGCCUAUGCCUUUCGACUUUGGUUCACCGAGGCGUCGCAUAUUCCGUGCUACUCUACCCGUCUGUACGGGCCGGUUAGAACGCACCCGCUGACUCCUGAUCAAUGGAAGAACACGUUGAGUAAGGACCGCCAAAUGUGGGCGGCAGAAGCUAGCGACUACGUGUCGUGCUACACGUUGGUCAAAUCGUUCUUUAGCCACAGCGCCAACAAUAAUCUCCCCCAGAAAAAGGAAGUGGACGAGAUUGUGGAUGAACUUGUGAAGAACGAGACUUCUUCAGGGUCAUUCAGUGCACUGGCAUUAACUAGAGCAGUCAUCGACUAUUUGUUGCAAGAAUGGACGCCACCUUCGACCACUCCGGCUACUCCGACUUACUGUGCGACCACUGCACAGUCUUCAGCUGCACAGCCUUCAUCUGGAUUGUCUUCAGCUGCGGAGUCUGCAGCUUCAUCGUUUUCGGCUGCAGAGUCUUCAGCUGCACUGUCCUCAACUGCAGUACCUAUCCGUGGGACUUCGAAAAACCGGGGCAAUAAGGAGCGACUGAAAGAGCGUCUUCAGCGGCUUGAGAGCGAGGCGAGGUCCCUAACACUGAUGUCAGGUAUUGUGCCGGAGGAGAUUAGUGAUUUGGGGGUUCCGUUUGCCAUUUCAUCAACAGAGUCUCCGCCUCUUCCGUUGGGUGCAUUGAUGUGGGCCUACGACGUUUUGAAGUACGACUUGCUUCAUCUCUUGCCUGCGGUGUACCUGGCAAAACUCCAAAACUACCCCACGGUGGUGGAGCUUGCCACGUAUGCGUCAGAUAAGGUGUUCAAAGGACCAAAGAAAGGCUCUCGACUGGUCUGCUACCCACAACUGCUAUAUGGCGACUGUAAGGAGGAAGAAGACAAAGGCAGCUGCAAAGAAGUGAAAACCGAAGACUUUCGCUCCUUGGUACCAGCCGAGAUUGACCAACGGGUCAAGAAGGGGAAAAAUACUGAACGCCGAGAACUUCGUUUACCAACACCAGAACAACUACCUCGGGGCUGCACUGGUGUACAUUGGUGGGCAAACAGCAUUCUUGCUAAUUGCUGGAAUAGAGCCAACCCUCUAGGGUCACCCGGCGAUAUGAUUUCGCAGCCAGUAUUUUUCGCCAUGGUCUACUCACAUGUUUGUGAGUGUCUUAGAAACGAUUUUUAUGGUUGA
Gregarina niphandrodes is the source of this 1224-nucleotide messenger RNA. RefSeq lists its product as hypothetical. The coding region runs from base 1 to 1224 and encodes 407 amino acids. The record is from RefSeq and is a predicted model, not a curated record. Lineage: Eukaryota; Apicomplexa; Conoidasida; Eugregarinorida; Gregarinidae. The transcript has a single exon.